AUGUAAGAUUAAAGAUAUUCAUUUGAUUUUCAGAUUGAAUUAUCAAGGUCAGUACUGACAGAGGUGAGUGACUUUGAUCCACUCUCUAUUACUCAAACAAUCUCGAGCAUGUCAACAUGUUAUGUUUAGUCUGAGGAUCUUUUGAAUUAUUUGCAAAGAAAAUAGAUAUAAUGCACAGAUUACGAUGUUUAAUGCCUAAUUAGACAAUAUGACACCUACAAGCAGGGUUAUUUAAAUAGAGAGUAAUUCUUAAAUAUGAUACUUCCGAAUAACAACAAAAGGUUUGAGAUCCUACAGAAAACGACUCCCUCAAAAACAAGACAAUCAAGUAGUCUAAGUCCUACACAAAAUAAGAGGAAUUAGAAUAAAAGCGAAGCUGGCUAUUGCAAACUUAGUUAUCCAGUUGAGUAUGGAUUGCUUAGAGUGAUAAAAAAGGAACUGGAUCUAGUUAGGCAUGCUGAUGAAUUAAAAAAUGAGCUUAGUAGUCUUUCACCAGAUAUUAUUGAACUUUUUUAUUCUGUUAAGGGAGGAAGAUAGUCUAGUUCUUCUGUUAGACAUCCAGAUUUUUUUUCAAAAAUAGACAUUUAAAACUUCAUAAAGAAAUAUUCAACUUCCUAAAUAGUUGGUAUAGAUGAUUUAGCUGGUUCUAUCAUGAGAAGAAUAGAUUAUGAUUUCGAUGAUAAGGUAAAAUAUGCCGAAUUCGUGGAACUAAUCUCACCUAGAUCCCUAGAGAGUAUUGGUAGGUUACCAACUGGAUUAAGCUUUAAAAACAAGUAUUCCCCGUAGAGAGCUUAAAUGUAGAUAAACUUUUAGUAGGCUCUCAAAUUUUCAGAUGCCAAAAGAACCUAGGAUUAGAAUGAUAUCUAGAAACGGCUGAGUAGUAGCCCAGUCAGGGAGAGGAUCUAAAAUUAAAGGAACAACGAAAGUUAAAAUAGUUAAUAUGAACCAUUGAGAGCUGAUUUGACAAAAAGAUUUAGUGACUUAACAAAUAAGCAAGCUAAUUAAAAUCCAACUCUAGCUUUGAGUCAAUCUUAAAACAAAUCUCUAGGAGAGCAGGCAUAUUAAUAGUUAAGAAAUUCUAGAGGCUAAGCAGAUAAAUAAAAUUACCUGUCCCCAAAAGAUGCUAGAUAUAAUCAAGCUGAAAUACAUCAGAAUGAUGAAAAAGAAAACUAAAAAUAAACAGAGGAAAGUAGUGAUGAUGAGAAUCAAAAAAAGAAUAAGAGGUUAAGCUAAUCAAAUAAUCGAUCUUCAAAAUUUAGCAAAGGGCUUGAAGAAAUAGUAGAAGAUCAAGAGAGAGAAGAAUUCUAUCAUGUGAAUCAAACCCCAGUUCAUCUAUUAAAAAAUCCACCGACAAAGAUCAACAGAAAUAGUCAGGAAUUCUCACCAACUACAUUUAAAUCAAUUACUACAUUCGAAGGCAAACCUCAGCAGUACCUACUCUCCUCUUAAAACUAUCAUCUAAAGUAGCAGAGUCUUGACUCAUAGGCAUCUGCUUACUAAAACUGUCUUAGAAUUGUAAAUUAAGCAACUGAUCAGAAUGAAUCAGUUGAGACAGUUUUCAAUUUAGAUAACUUGCUGAUUGGUUACAAUGUAUUUCUUAAAGAAUAUUGUAUAUUACUCAGGGAUAGAUAACAUGUAAGAUUGAAGAUUUGA
Messenger RNA from Stylonychia lemnae, 1653 nucleotides. The record is from the annotation of a GenBank genome assembly. NCBI's taxonomy places the organism in Eukaryota, Ciliophora, Spirotrichea, Sporadotrichida, Oxytrichidae.